This is a messenger RNA of Loa loa (African eye worm), 2112 nucleotides long. RefSeq names its product MIZ zinc finger family protein. Gene Ontology annotation, biological process: regulation of transcription by RNA polymerase II; protein sumoylation. The transcript has 10 exons. NCBI's taxonomy places the organism in Eukaryota, Metazoa, Nematoda, Chromadorea, Rhabditida, Onchocercidae. Gene Ontology annotation, molecular function: transcription coregulator activity; zinc ion binding; SUMO ligase activity. The record is from RefSeq and is a predicted model, not a curated record. The coding region runs from base 193 to 2097 and encodes 634 amino acids.
AUUUAAUUUGGAAAUCAUUCCUGAAAUGCUUUUUACGAAGCUAAUUAAUUCGACUUGUAUAAAAUGACUGCAGAAUGUUCAACUUAUUAAUUAGUGAAGGAGGUGGGGCAGGGUGCAUUGUUUCGUGGAUUGUGAGAAGCGUUUUUGAUGUUUUUUCCAGCUUAAGAAACUUUCGUUGGCAUUCAAUGGAUUAUGGCUGCAGCCAAUAGAGCUGAAUUGGAAGCAUUGGAAGCAUCAUUACAACAAUUCCGUGUGAACGAGCUUCAUAUUCUGCUGUCGUCAUUCAAGUGCCCGAAGUUAGGGAAAAAGACAGAACUUGUUCAACGAUGCAUUAAUUUGCUACAGAACGCUCGUAAUCAGGCUGCAGUAAUACAAAAGAUUCGCGAAAUUAGUUCCAGUCGACGUUACAGUACGUCAAGCGCACCUUCAGUGCCCAUGUAUAAUCAUGUGGAUGGUAACAGUGUCAUGAACGGUUACAAUCCUGUCAUAACAUUAUCAUCGGCAUUGAUGCAACAACAGUAUAUCAGUGCGCAUAAUCCGUUUUCAUCACAAAUGACUCAGACUAGGACUCUGAACAUUGCUGACUUGCCAUUUUAUGAUAAACAACAAACAUUACUUGAACUUUCUGAAUUGCCGGCCAAUAUAUCGGGUAUUCGAUCUACAUCUCGUUUGGCAUUUACAUUUGCUAUCCCAUCGAACAUUAUGCCACAUAUUGCUUAUAGAAAUGAAUCUGCGGCCUUGCCGCGUACUGAGUUACAACUACGAUUCUUUCUGCUGGACCAUUCCGUUGAGCAACACGAUGAUUUCCCACCCAAUUGCAGUGUGAAGAUAGACGAUGUUCCUGUCACUCUUCCGAACAUUAUUCCAACGAAUAAACCAAAUGCGGAACCGAAAAGGCCAAGUCGUCCGGUGAACAUAACCCCCUACUGUCAACCACCACGAGAUGCUUUACGGCCGCAUCGGUUGGUGGUAGAGUGGUCUGCAGAUAAACGCUCUUGGGCAAUCGGUAUUUAUGUCGUGAAAAGGCUUACCUCCGAUAUAUUGCUUCAGCGUCUAUUAGCUAAUCUCGAUACUCGUCGUGAUGCCGAAGAAACAAAACGCAUGAUUAGAAAUCGCUUAUCUAGCGAUGAUGAUGCGAUACAGAUGGAAACGUUGAGGAUUUCUUUGUUGUGCCCGCUUGGAAAAACACGAAUGAUAAUACCGGUCAAGGCAUUUGACUGCACACACUUACAGUGCUUCGAUUUAUCAAAUUUUUUAAAAAUGAAUGAGAAACGACCGACUUGGAAGUGUGCUGUUUGUAAUAAUGGUGCAUCUUACAAGAAACUAAUUAUUGAUGGCUAUUUUGAAAGAGUUCUGAAGGAUACAACCGCGAAUAUAACAGAAGUUGAGUUGUUGCGUGAAGGUGGUUGGCGUCCAUUUGAUGAGGAAGAAAAAUCUGUAUCUGAUAAUGAAGAAAUAAGCUCUUCGAACGAUUCAAAAAGCCAUUCUAAAAGUGUUAAAAACAGUGUAUUACAUAAUGGUAAUCGAUUGGAUGGAGUCACAGAUGAUGAUGUCAUAAUUCUAGAUAGUGACGAUGAUGACGAGGUUCUACAACAACUGCCGUCGCAAAAUUCCAUGAAUAGAGUUCAAAGGCGGGACGUCACCCCUUCGGUUGUAUGCAUCGAUCUUGAUGACAGUGAUCCAGUGGACCUCUCACCGCAGACAUAUCAGGCAUCUCGCGUAUCCUCAACUCCAUUAUCAUUCAACAAUACCGCAUCUACGUCAUCAGCAUCAGCAACUAGCACAGCAGCAGCAGCAGGAGGUUCUGCUCAGAUGAGUGCCACUCGUCCUAUCAUGCACUACACACAACAGCAACAAUCACCACAUCCAAGUCAGUCGAUGCCAUAUUUUCCAAAUCCUGCGGUGUCGAUGGUACCACCACCUGAUGCUGUAAUAGGAGGUGCUAAUAAUGCCAGUUACUUCCAUUCUUUUGAACAACCGUAUCCUUACUAUCAGCAGGAUUUCAAUACCCGUUUAAUUGCUGAAGAACUACGACAGUUUAUGGCCAAUAUUCAACAGUCAACGAAUCCACCUAAUUUCCCUAAAUACUCGUCGUAGUUGAUUUGAUAACUU